UCUGAAGCAUACAUCCACGUAGUCUUUUGUGUUGAUUCUAUUUUGCAUUUGCCGAGCGACAGACGUUGGACUUGCCCAAGCAUCAAUACUUACAAACCCAACUUUUAAUACGGUGAAAUUUAAUAGGGUUAUAGUGUAAUGGCGACCGCCGCUGCUCGCGAGCGGUAUGCUCGUAAGAACGAGCAGAAUGAGCUUGAGCGAGCAUUCAACACCAUAGACAGCAAGGGAGAUAAGAAGAUUGAUGCAGAGGAGCUUACGGAGCUUUUUCUCCGGUUAGGGCAUAAACCUAAGCGCGGCGAGGUGGAAGACAUGAUAUGGGAGGUCGACGAAGAUUGUGAUGGCUGCAUCAGCUUGCAAGAGUUUCAGACGCUAUACACACGAUGCCGAGAUGACAAGACCGGAUAUGAGCCGCGGGGGCUCUUCAAUGUCGUGGAGUUCGUCAUGAACGACAAGAAUAACCAGGGGUUCAUCACCCUAGAGGAGGCAAUGCAGAUCAUGUACUUGCGCUAUGGGCGAGCGGAGCUAGACAUGCAGUUGGAGCAGGUGUUCGGCACGGCAGACCUGAACAGCGGCAAGAUUUUGACGCUGACCGAGUUCUUGCAUUGCUUGCAUACGAACCAAGUCAAGCAGCUACUUAACCGUGUCACGGCCAAGACGUACAAGGCGCCCCCGCCCCCUCAGAAGCGCAAGUAAAUAAGAAGGAAAGGCAGCGGUGAUUGUGGAGUGAGCGCUGAAUUAGGGCUGCUGGAACUGGAGCCGCUGUUCAAGGAACUGGGACCGCUGUUCAUGGGUAUGGAGCAUUUGGAUUGCGGGAACCGCGGUACUUGGUUUUUCCUUUCGCAAAGCAUGCUUUGGAACGGUUGAUGGCUUCGGGGCAACCGUUUAGGAUCUUGCAGUGUACGGCGUGUGUAAACGGAGACAAGAUGAGUGUGAUUGCUCCAGUAUCACUCAAAGUGGCAGCAUCGCGUAGUUCCUUAGCGCGACUUGACAACUUGCCGACGCGUAAGCACAGGAACUUACAGCGCUGCGGUUCUUUGUUUUCUAUAAACGGAAACAACCAGGACGGAUACGGCCAGGAACUGGCGGCUACUGCGAACCCGCUCGAUGGGGCUGAGCUCCCCCUAGGCGGCGGCACGCCGCUCAUCGCGGCGCUCGGAUCCGAUGACGACGCAUCCGAAUCCCGGGUGGUUGCCGCAGCGACGCCGCCGCAGCCCACCAUUAAGGUCACGGGCGAGCUGAGAAGGAAGGCAUGGGCGCUCAGCUCUGUACUCAAGGUCUUCGUCAGCCGCGUGGACCCCAACUACGCGCAGCCCUGGCAGAUGUGCCCCCAGCGGACUGGCACCGGGAGCGCCUUCGUACUGGACACGGGAAAGAGGACCAUACUAACUAACUCCCACGUGGUAUCCAACGCCACGGCUGUGUACGUGAGGCGCCCGGGCGCGGCCAAGAAGUUCAAGGCGGAGGUGGUGUGCGAGGGCAAGAGUCCCAUCGCGGUGGCAGGAUAUCCAGUCGGAGGUGACAACAUCAGCGUCACAAAGGGCAUUGUGUCCCGCAUCGCCCUGGUGCGGUACUCGGCCACAGCGCGAUUGCUGUCCAUUCAGAUCGACGCCGCCAUUAACCCAGGCAAUAGCGGCGGCCCCGCCUUUGCGGAUUUGGAGGGCGGCAAAGUGGCCGCCCAGGAGGCCGAGAUGUACGGCACUUACCGCGGCGUGCCUUCCCCGGGCUUCCUGACGCAAGACCUGGAGAACCCGGCGCAGCGCGCCUACCUCAAGAUGCCGGAGAUGAUGUCCGGAGUGCUGGUGGUGAAGACUGACCCUCUCUCGGCCGCACACAGUGCCGUACAGAAGAAUGACGUCAUCCUGGAAGUGGACGGCGUGCCAAUUGCGGACGAUGGUACGGUUGAGUUUCGCGAGGACGAGCGGCUCGAGUUCACGUACCUCAUCCGCGCCAAGCACAUUGGCGAGGACAUCCACUUGAAGGCGCUUCGAGAGGGGCAGGAAGUCUGCAUCAGUUUUCCGCUCAGGGCCAAGGAUCAUCUGGUGCCCGUACUGGACGCAGUGGAUGCCGUACCGUCGUAUUUCAUUGUGGGCGGUCUGGUGUUUGCGCCCCUGUCGAGUCCCUUCUUGGAGAUGGUCUUUGGCGGCGGCGGCGGCCGGCGCAGCCGCCGUGCCGACAUCCCCGUACCUGUGCUGGCGGCGCUAAACCAGAAUAAAGUCCUCAAGGGGCAACAGGUUCUUGCGCACGAGAUCAACCACGGCUACCGGUACAGUGUGGUGCCCUGCGAGAGCUUCGGCGGGAGGAGGCUGCACAGUCUGCGGCACCUGGUGCACUUGGUGGACGUGUGCGACCAGCCCUUCAUGAACUUCGGCCUGGAGGGCGGUCGCCUGAUCACGUUGCGGACCGCGGAGGUGCGCGAGGCGGGGCCGCAGAUCCUGGCCACCAACGCCAUUUCCUCCGACAGGUCCCCCGACAUGCUGCUUCCCAAGCCGGAGGAUGAGGACUGGGAUGCGGCGUCGGAGUGGGACCCUGCUGCCGGCCAGGCGGACGGCGGAAUGGGGGCUACCGGUGACAGCGACCUGGAUGGAUGA
Volvox carteri f. nagariensis is the source of this 2588-nucleotide messenger RNA. It is a transcript of the gene deg9, whose product is annotated as trypsin family. Gene Ontology annotation, molecular function: protein binding; serine-type endopeptidase activity. Lineage: Eukaryota; Viridiplantae; Chlorophyta; Chlorophyceae; Chlamydomonadales; Volvocaceae. The coding region runs from base 864 to 2588 and encodes 574 amino acids. Gene Ontology annotation, biological process: proteolysis. The transcript has 15 exons. The record is from RefSeq and is a predicted model, not a curated record.